AGAGAAUAUAUAUAUAGAGCCCUAGUAUUACUUAUUAGCUAGAAGAAAAAAAUGGGAGAAAGCAAAGUGGAUAAGCACUUCUUUCUGGUCCACUUCUUAUUUAAUUUAUAGGAAAAGAAGAAGAAGAAGAAGAAGAUAAUAAUCAAAAAUGGGAGAAAGCAAGCACUUCGUUCUGGUUCAUGGGGCGUGCCAUGGGGCUUGGAGCUGGUACAAGGUGAAGCCGCUGCUGGAGGCGGCCGGCCACCGCGUGACGACGGUUGACAUGGCGGCGUCCGGCAUCAACAUGAAGAGUAUUAAAGAUGUGCACUCAAUGUUGGACUAUUCUCAGCCACUGUUGGAGGUAGUGGCGUCUCUUGAUCCGGAAGAGAAGGUGGUCCUCGUCGGCCAUAGCCUUGGAGGCCUCAACAUAGCCAUGGCUAUGGAGAACUUUCCUGAAAAAAUCACCGUCGCCGUUUUCUUGACGGCGUUAAUGCCGGACACCGUUAAUCAACCAUCGUAUGUUGUAGAUCAGUUUCGGGAGAGGACUCCACCAGGUGCAUGGCUAGACACACAGUUUGGGUCAUUUGAGACACCUAAAGGACCACUAACAUCCAUAAUUUUUGGUCCAAAUUCCAUUUCCACCAGGCUCUAUCAACUCAGCCCAAAAGAGGAUCAUGAAUUGGCUAUGGCCUUGACAAGGCCUGGGUCAUUGUUCAUUGAAGACUUGUGCAAAGCAAAGAAGCUAUCUGAAAAGUCAUAUGGGUCAGUUCCUCGAGUUUAUGCCAUUUGUGACCAAGACAUGACAAUAACAUUGGAAUUUCAGCAAUGGAUGAUCCAAAACGGUGGCGUUUCGGACGUCGUUGAGAUUCAAGGCGCGGAUCAUAUGCCAAUGAAUUCCAAGCCAAAAGAAACUUGUGAUGCUUUGGUAAAGAUUGCAUCUAAAUUUGCUUAGAAAUAUAUAAUAUUGAACUUAAUUAUUAAUGUUUUCAUCAUCAGCUGUUAUUUUCUUUAAUUUUAAUUUUACCAGCCAAUAAGAGUAUCAUACUUGGAGACAAAAGUCAUCAUGACCUAAUGAAUGAUCAUUGUAUUAAUUACGUAUAUUAAUGUUUUUAUUUGUAUGCUUAA
This is a messenger RNA of Humulus lupulus (European hop), 1104 nucleotides long. Its product is annotated as salicylic acid-binding protein 2-like. Gene Ontology annotation, molecular function: methyl indole-3-acetate esterase activity; methyl salicylate esterase activity; methyl jasmonate esterase activity. The transcript is spliced from 3 exons. Lineage: Eukaryota; Viridiplantae; Streptophyta; Magnoliopsida; Rosales; Cannabaceae. Bases 149 to 931 code for a protein of 260 amino acids. The record is from RefSeq and is a predicted model, not a curated record. Gene Ontology annotation, biological process: jasmonic acid metabolic process; salicylic acid metabolic process.